This is a messenger RNA of Paramormyrops kingsleyae, 2281 nucleotides long. RefSeq names its product actin nucleation-promoting factor WAS. Lineage: Eukaryota; Metazoa; Chordata; Actinopteri; Osteoglossiformes; Mormyridae. Gene Ontology annotation, biological process: actin filament organization. The record is from RefSeq and is a predicted model, not a curated record.
GUUUACAUUUGAUACCAACUUUAUAUCUGCUGGAUAUAUGUGGUUUCACAGUGCCCCCUGUUGGUUAUGUUUGGAGUUUGCAAAUUCUAAUAAGGUUCCUCCCACAGUUCAUUUUUUUUGUGAAUUGGUAUAUCUAAAAUUGCCCAUAGAGUGUGUGUAUGUGUGCUGCAAUAUGCUGUUAUCCCUUAUAUGUUCUGCACUAGAUUAAGAUAGACGGACGUAUUUUAUCUGCAUAUAGUUGGUUCAUGCAUAGCAGGAAAGUUAGGCCGCAGAUUUGCAUUUGGCGGGGGUGUUAUCCAUGGGCAUGUGGGUGGUGGGUGUGGCAAAGGAUGGGUGGGGAUUUGCCAGGGUGAAGUGAAUGACGUGCCAUGGAGAGGGUCAAACCAAGUAGACUAAAAUGUAAGAAAGCCUGAUCAAAAGGCAAGAGCUUUUAAUUUAAGUUGUAGUAGAUUGCGUGGCAUCAUAUUGAUUAUAAAUUGACUCCAGAGGAAGUCGAGAGAGAGAGAGAGAGAGAGAGGGCGCAGGAUAAUGGAGCCCAGCUCAGAAUUGCACAUCUACAGUGAGCUCAUCUCGCCCAGGGAGAAUGCAUUGCUUUUCGCCCUGAUGGGACCCACCUGCUCGGCAGUGGCAUGUGCUGUGGCCCAGGUGUAUGAAGCCCGCUCAGAAGCCAGCGCUGGGGGGCCCGCCUGGCGUUAUAAGGAUGGGGGGGUGAUGUGUCUGGUCAGGGAUCAGACACUGAGAUCCUGCUUCCUGCGCCUGUACAGCGUCAAGAGAGGAAAAUUGCUGUGGGAACAGGAGCUCUACACCACAUUCAAGUACUCUGCCCCCCGCCCCUUCUUCCACAGCUUCCUUGCAGAUGAUUGCCAAGCAGGUUUGAACUUCGCAGACGAGGCAGAAGCUGAAAGGUUUCGCAUCGCUGCGGACAUGCAGAUCCUACACAUGACGGAAAUGGCACGCGGGGCCAAACAGCUUGGACCCAGGACACAAAGUCUAGGCUCCUCUUCCAGCUGGUUCUUCAAGCAGACAUCAGUCCCAUCUGAUGUCAGCUGUCCCUCCACUACGAAGCAUUCCACCCCCGCAGAUUGGACCCACGACAAAGGCUUUGAUGUUAAUAAUCUGGAUCCAGCUCUGCAGAAGCUCUUUACAAAAGCAGGCAUUCGAGAGAAGCACCUACGGGACAGACACAGCUCCUGGCUCAUCCACAGCGUCAUCGAGCAGCACGGAGGCCUGGACGCUGUCAGGAAGGAGAUGCGACAUGGAGGACUUCCUGCACAGACCCUGCCCAGGAGCAGAGGCCCCCCCUCGGCACUGACCUUGAAGAAGGGACCACUGCCGCCCCUGCCCGCCAUGGCCGGGCCCCGUGCCACAGGGGCCCCAGGGUCAAUCCUACGCAGCCAAAGCAUCCAAGACUUAUCCCUGGGGUCUCGGGUGGGCCUAACCCUGCCCAUUCCCUUCAGCCUGGAGUCCUUGCCCCCGCCUCCUUCUGUACCCGCCCCCCAACUACCUGCGUCCUUUCUUGUUCAGACUGGGUCUCCACCUCCACUGCCCUUCCCUCUUAAGCCUUGUGUUUUAUCCCCCUUGGCGGGACUGCAAAGGUCUGUGUCCUUGGCGCAGCACACCAGGGAGGAUGGCAACCAGAAGCUGAUCACAGAUACAUACAGCAAGGAAAGAGACCCAUCUUCUACCAUGGGGACCGGUAGCGUGCUCAGUGCUUUGAAGAACGUCAUGAAGAUGCACCCUAUGUUAUUUGCAGAUGAGAAUGGUGAUGAGUCUAAAGAAGAUUGACACCACUAAGUUUCCACUAUAGACUCUGGAAGAAUUGUCUAAUAUAGGAAAAUGGCUUUUGCAAACUGUACCCAGAUGGAACUUUUCACCACACAAUGGGAGCUCAAAUGAAAAUCAUUUUAAAUCAAUAAUUAAUGGGACAUUAAAGCAACCUUCUUUUUAAAAUUUACAGAAGAAUUUUACACAGAAUGUAUUGUGACUGACUCUACAAAGUAAUUACCCAUUUUUUGCGUCUUAUGAUACCUUUCUGCAAUAUGGCAUUACACUGUAUAGACGUAGCGUGUUUAUACAUAAGAAUUAAGUCCUUUAAUGCUAUGUAGAAGUUUCUUGUCUUCAGCAUCACCUGUCAAGGGUCGAAGGCCCCUCCUAAUGUUGUUAACGUUAAAAACUGUUCUGUCCGCAUUCAUUAUAUUAUCGAAAUCCCUCGAUUUACAGUUUUAUAUCACAAUUUCGAAUUCUGGACCGAUUUCCACGAAUAAAAAUAAAACAUAUAUGA